This is a messenger RNA of Schistocerca serialis cubense, 822 nucleotides long. RefSeq names its product odorant receptor Or2-like. Gene Ontology annotation, biological process: detection of chemical stimulus involved in sensory perception of smell; sensory perception of smell. The record is from RefSeq and is a predicted model, not a curated record. The coding region runs from base 1 to 822 and encodes 273 amino acids. Gene Ontology annotation, cellular component: plasma membrane. Gene Ontology annotation, molecular function: olfactory receptor activity; odorant binding. Lineage: Eukaryota; Metazoa; Arthropoda; Insecta; Orthoptera; Acrididae. The transcript has 5 exons.
AUGGCCCUCAUCGGCGGCUGGCUGCCCGUCGUCUUCGCCAUCACGCCGUCCAUCAUCCGAGCCUUCGGCGUCGGCCCGCCGGAGCGCGAGCUGCCCGCCACGGCGUGGUACACGGGCCGCGACUCCGUCACCCCCAUCUACGAGCUGCUCUCCGUGCUGCAGUACUUCAGCAUGCAGUACUCGCACUUCGCCGCCAUGUGCAUCGACCUCUUCUUCGCGUGCCUCAUCAUCCACGUUGCUGCCCAGUUGGAAGUCCUCAACGUCAGGAUCACCCAAAUUCGGGAGGACAUCUACCGUAACGGACAUGUAAGUGAGUCACCAGCAGGCACCAGGGAUGAGGGAACAGAGGAAGAUUCCGCAUGGAGAGAACUGUGUGAGUGCGUGGAGCACCACAAAGACGUCAUAAAGUUAGUAGGCGACUUGGAGGGCUUAGCAAAUAUUGUUAUUCUUUCCCAAUUCAUGGGAGCCACAAUUAUCAUCUGUGUGACAUUAUUCGUAAUUACAGCCAGCAAACAACACUUCGCUGCCCUGGUGAAACUAGACGGGUACCUUGUGGUGGUCGUGUACGAAAUAUUCAUGUACUGCUGGUUCGGUGACGAUAUUAUGUACCAGAACUCCCGGCUGGUGAAUUCUGUGUACAUGUGCGGGUGGCCAGGCGCUCCACAGAAGAUGCAGAAGGCUCUCAUAAUUAUUCUGCUGCGAGCUCAGAGGCCCCUUGGGGUCACGGCUGGAAAAUUCUACCACGUUUCACGCAGGGCAUUUGUGAGCCUGUUGAAGGCGUCCUACUCUUACUACGCGCUGCUCAACCAGAUGAACAAAUGA